This is a messenger RNA of Arachis stenosperma, 1659 nucleotides long. RefSeq names its product cytochrome P450 85A-like. The transcript has 9 exons. Gene Ontology annotation, biological process: sterol metabolic process. The record is from RefSeq and is a predicted model, not a curated record. Gene Ontology annotation, molecular function: heme binding; monooxygenase activity; oxidoreductase activity, acting on paired donors, with incorporation or reduction of molecular oxygen. Bases 108 to 1514 code for a protein of 468 amino acids. NCBI's taxonomy places the organism in Eukaryota, Viridiplantae, Streptophyta, Magnoliopsida, Fabales, Fabaceae.
CCUUAUUACUUAUAUUUUGAUUUUCAUUUUUUCUUGAGUUCUCUCUGUCUCUCUCUCACACUCUCUCGGGUUUGCAAAGAACUUUAGAAAGAAAGAAAAAGCACCUAAUGGCUUUUACCUUCAUUGCAAUUGUUGGUGGUGUUUUGUUCUUGUUCUGUUUUUUCUCUGCUCUUUUGAGAUGGAAUGAAGUAAGGUACAUGAAGAAGAAUAAAGGUUUGCCACCAGGUACAAUGGGGUGGCCACUUUUUGGAGAAACUACUGAGUUUCUUAAACAAGGUCCUAACUUCAUGAAAAACCAAAGAGCAAGGUAUGGCAGUUUUUUCAAAUCACACAUAUUGGGGUGUCCUACAAUUGUAUCAAUGGAUGCAGAGCUUAAUAGAUACAUUCUAAUGAAUGAAUCAAAAGGGCUUGUUCCAGGGUACCCUAAAUCCAUGUUAGACAUCUUGGGAAAAUGCAACAUUGCAGCUGUUCAUGGCUCCACUCACAAGUACUUGAGAGGUGCCUUGCUUUCUAUCAUUAGCCCCACCAUGAUCAGAGAUCAGCUUUUGCCAAAAAUUGAUCACUUCAUGAGAUCCCACCUUAGCAAUUGGGACAAUCAAGUCAUCAACAUCCAACACAAAACCAAAGAGAUGGCCUUCCUUUCAUCACUGAGGCAGAUUGCAGGAAAAGAAUCAAGCAGAAUAUCAGAUUCAAUCAUGCCGGAAUUCUUUAAUCUAGUAUUAGGAACUCUUUCUCUUCCUAUUCACCUUCCGGGGACGAAUUAUAGUCGCGGAUUUCAGGCAAGGAAAGCUACUGUGAGUAUUGUGAGUGAGGUAAUAGAGGAAAGGAGAAAAUCCCAAGAAAUACACAAAGACAUGCUUGGAGGAUUGAUGGGAAAUGAUGAUGAAAGUAGACACAAACUAAGUGAUGAAGAAAUCAUUGAUCUAGUGAUUACAGUUAUGUAUUCUGGUUAUGAAACUGUUUCAGCCACUUCAAUGAUGGCAGUGAAGUAUCUUCAGGACCAUCCCAAAGCACUUGAAGAACUCAGAGAAGAGCAUUUGAACAUUAGACAAAGGAAAAAACCAGAUGAACCAAUUGAUUUCAACGAUCUCAAGUCAAUGAGGUUUACUCGUGCGGUGAUUUUUGAGACCUCUAGAUUGGCCACAAUAGUUAAUGGGGUCCUAAGGAAAACUACUCAAGAUAUGGAACUAAAUGGUUAUUUGAUUCCCAAAGGGUGGAAGAUAUAUGUGUACACGAGAGAGAUAAAUUAUGACCAUUUUCUAUAUCCUGAUCCACUAAAGUUCAACCCAUGGAGAUGGCUGGAUAAGAGCCUAGAGUCAAAAAACCACUGCUUGAUAUUUGGAGGAGGUACAAGAUUGUGUCCAGGGAAAGAGUUGGGAAUAGCAGAAAUUUCAACUUUCUUGCACUAUCUUGUAACUAGAUACAGGUGGGAAGAAGUAGGAGGAGAUAAACUUCUGAAAUUUCCUAGAGUUCAGGCACCUAAUGGACUGCACAUAAGGGUGACAUCUUACUAAUUAGGCCGUGACUUUUAUGUACAAAGCUUUUUUAGAAAAAAAAAAAAUGGUUCAAUAAAAAAAAAUUGUCAUGUUAAUUAGUUUAACCGUUUAGAGAAUUUCAGGUAGUAACAUCUUCUGUAAGAUUAUAGAUAGACUGCUAGUU